CGAGGAAGUGAGUGAACAUCACAUGCUGGGAGAGAGGUGGCCUUGUCUGCAUUGCAAAAAGAGUUUCAGUAAGAGAGAGUACAUGCAGGCGCAUGAGAAAAUACAUUUAGGACAGAGACCGUAUGCGUGCAGCGAAUGCGGAAAACCUUUCUUUCACUUGCAGACCCUGAGCAAACACUUGAGAAAUCACACAGGAGCAAAACCACACUCUUGUAGUGAGUGUGGAAAGACUUUCACUUGUCUGAAAAAUCUGAAAAAACAUCAGCAAGUUCACACAGGAGCGAAACCACAUUCUUGUAUGGACUGCGGAAAGACGUUUAAGCGUUUGCAUAGUCUGAAAGAGCACCGGCGAAUCCACACUGGAGAAAAAUCGUUCUUUUGCACGGAAUGUGGAAGAGGCUUCUCUCGAUUAGGGAACCUGAAAGAACACCAGCGUAUUCAUACCGGGGAGCGACCUUGCUGCUGCACACAGUGUGAUAAGAGAUUUAAUACAGAAGGAGACCUUAAAAAACACCUCAGAAUUCACACUGGAGAGAAACCAUAUUUUUGUACUCAGUGUGGGAAAAGUUUUGGACAAUUAAGUGGCCUAAAGGAGCAUCAGAAAAUUCACACAGGAGAGAAACCGUUCUCCUGUCCUGAAUGUGGAAAAUGCUUCAGUCAAAGGGGAAACCUGAAGGAGCAUCUGAGAAUCCACACGGGAGAGAAACCCUUCUGCUGCCCUGAAUGUGGAAAGUGCUUCGGUCAAAGGGGAAACCUGAAGGAGCAUCUGCGAAUCCACACAGGGGAGAAACCAUACUCUUGCACAGAGUGUGGACGCUGCUUCAGGCAGUUUGGAAGCUUGAAGGAGCACCAGCGGAUCCACACCGGGGGAGCGUCCUACUCCUGCAGCGAGUGCGGGAAGAGCUUCAGCCGGCUGGGAAAUCUGAAGAAACAUGCAAAGCGCCUUCAUUUGGCCAAGAAGAAUCACACCUGUUUCGAAUGUGACAUGGACUUCAGCGAACCAGAGCACUUGGAAGAGCACCAGCGACUGCACACGACUGACAGACAUCAGUGACACUUUAUGUCUUUAGAGACGAGCAUGUAAUAUUAUACUGAAGGAGGAGUCAACCAAAUGAAUGCACGGAGUUAUAUGUCACCUAUCUGAAGCCUUUGUGGAGAAACUCAAUCUGCUGAAGAUUUAAGCCCUGAAACAAAUCUGGGUAUCUGAGAAGUUGGCCCCUUUUGUCAUGGGAGAUCUCCAACAGCUGCUGUUUACACUUGGGUACAAGUGUUUUAUUCCAUAAAUUUUUCAUGACAAAAAACAUGGCUAGUCUGUUUUCUCAUUUUUUCAGUUUGCUUGAAACUGUUCUGUAAAUCCCCCCAUUCCAGUAUAAGCCACUUUAGAACAUUUCUGGGUCUUCAUGGUUUAUUAUGGUUUAUUAAGGACAAGACAUCAAUAUAUAUGUCAAUAUGCAUGGAACUGGUUUCCUCUGAGGCACCAACCAAGCGUCCUUCAGAAACCGAGAGAUCUGGAGACGUUGAGGGUUACCAUGGUGAUAGCAUCAUGGCUAUGAUACUAAAGCUGCCCUGGAGUUGACCUGUGAAUUCCAAAAGACAGACACCUGCUGGAGCACCAGGACAAAUAUUUUUAGAAAAUCAUAUUAAAUCAGGUUCCUUUUGGAGAAA
Molecule: messenger RNA, 1665 nt
Organism: Brienomyrus brachyistius
Lineage: Eukaryota; Metazoa; Chordata; Actinopteri; Osteoglossiformes; Mormyridae
Product: gastrula zinc finger protein XlCGF8.2DB-like
Exons: 1
Coding region: 23-1054 (343 amino acids)
Biological process (GO): regulation of DNA-templated transcription
Molecular function (GO): RNA polymerase II cis-regulatory region sequence-specific DNA binding; DNA-binding transcription factor activity, RNA polymerase II-specific
Source: RefSeq, a predicted model, not a curated record